Messenger RNA from Triticum aestivum (bread wheat), 1039 nucleotides. RefSeq names its product dehydration-responsive element-binding protein 1C-like. The record is from RefSeq and is a predicted model, not a curated record. The transcript has a single exon. The coding region runs from base 79 to 729 and encodes 216 amino acids. Gene Ontology annotation, molecular function: DNA-binding transcription factor activity; DNA binding. Gene Ontology annotation, biological process: regulation of DNA-templated transcription. Lineage: Eukaryota; Viridiplantae; Streptophyta; Magnoliopsida; Poales; Poaceae.
UCGAUCACAAGCCAGCACCAUUGAUUUUUCCUAGCAAGCUGCAGAGGACAGCAAACGAUCGUCGCCUUGCCUUGCAAGAUGGACCAGUGCGGCGUGGGCCUCUACGGCGUAGCCGAUCGCAUCGGGUACGCGACGGUGGCGUCGGCGCCGCCGAAGCGGCCGGCGGGGCGGACCAAGUUCCGGGAGACGCGCCACCCGGUGUACCGCGGCGUGCGCCGGCGCGGCGCCGCGGGGCGGUGGGUGUGCGAGGUGCGCCAGCCCAGCAAGAAGUCCCGCAUCUGGCUCGGCACCUUCGCCAGUCCCGAGGCCGCCGCGCGCGCCCACGACGUCGCCGCGCUCGCGCUCCGGGGCCGCGAAGCGUGCCUUAACUUUGCCGACUCGGCCGCGCUUCUCGCCGUCGAUCCGUCCACGCUCCGCACGCCCCAGGACAUCCGCGCCGCCGCCAUGGCGCUCGCCCGGGCCGCCUGCCCCAAAGACGCGACGAAUUCCUCUGUGUCCGUGGCGGCCGCGCCCGCGCCCACGACGAUGCUGAUGAUGCAGGAGGCCGCGGCGGCACCGCACGACAGCCUCGCCAUGUACGGCGGCUUGGCGGACCUGGACCAGCAUUCCCACUACUACUACGACGGGAUGAGCGGCUGCGGCGGCGACUGGCAGAGUAUCUCGCAUAUGGACGGAGCCGACGAAGACGGCGGCUACGGCGCAGGAGACGUCGCGCUCUGGAGCUACUGAUCGCGUGGGAUUGAUCAGGCAGUUUGUUCAUCUGGAUUCGCUUGCUCGUCAGUCCUCGGAAACCGACGAUCUAUCGGGGAGGUCAGCCUGAGCUCGGAGGGGAGUGUCGUGCGAAUGCACGCGGCACGCCAUAUACUCUGCUUUCCCUGUUCUUGAAAAGUGGUGCUAAAACUGCACAUAUGAGCAAGUUUUCGUAAGUGUAUAGUGUCAGGAAAGAUACGCCACCAGUUUGCUGACUGGUUUGAAACAAUCUAAGGGCAUCUACAGCCGUUGGCCCCGAAGGGGGGUCUAAAAGCGCCGCCCAGGGCCA